Rhizopus microsporus ATCC 52813 is the source of this 875-nucleotide messenger RNA. RefSeq lists its product as uncharacterized. Bases 189 to 875 code for a protein of 228 amino acids. The record is from RefSeq and is a predicted model, not a curated record. NCBI's taxonomy places the organism in Eukaryota, Fungi, Mucoromycota, Mucoromycetes, Mucorales, Rhizopodaceae. The transcript has 3 exons.
AUCCUUAAUGUCUUAUCAGAAAAGACUUCUCUUUACUUCUGUGAUGAUCGCUUAACGGUCACGCAGCGCAAGCCUUUAGCAAAGCAUAUCUUUCAGCAAAGAUAAAUCCCGAGUCUUCCUGAUCACCCACUGUUGACCGAAUUGAACGAUAUGAAACCACUGCCAAUAACUUUCUUACUUUCUGGUCAAUGUACGAUGCUUCCAAUGAUACUGACGUACAAAGUGAAGCUAAUCUGUAUGCCAAGCCUCGAUGCCACAUGAAAUGGUUACACUUUAUACAGAAAGAAAUAGAACAAAAGAAGUUCAUCCAAGAAAUGAAACCUCAAGACAAAGCAUCAAGCAGUUAUGCUCAUAGAAAGUUACAAGAGCUUCCUUUUGUCAAGAAUUUGAAAGAAAAUGCAUUGACCGUUAUCAAUUCCAACAAGACCUUGGAAAUAACAAGCAAGCUUAGAAAUAUUGAUAAGAAGGAUAUUGACACUGUUCAAAUCUUUAUCAAAACAGUACAAGCAAGAACUCAAGUCAUGGCCUUCAUACCUCUCAAAUACACUGACCCUCGAGGAUCAAGAUACUUUUCUUUACUUCCCUUGUACAAGGCUGAUCCUAAGAGUAUACAGAUUGAUGCUCAAUCUUUCUGGAAGCUUGCCAAACAAUGUGACAACGAGAUCAAACGAGGUCAAAAGAGCUACAAGGCAUUUGAAAGCUUGAGUUCAUGUUCAAAGAAAAAUAUGAUCAUCACUGAUGGAUAUGCUAUAUCAUUUAUGUUUAAGAAAUCUGUCUCCAUUCAAGAUGAGCCUAGAAGUGAACCAAAGGCGCCCAAGGAGUUUGUUGAUAUAGUUGACGAUGCAGAUAUUUGGACUGUUGAUCAACGGCAGUGA